UUUGUUGGCUGUGUUUGCCCAAGUGACUGUGUUUUGUCCGCCACCCCCUACUUGAAUUAUUUUUACUUGUGUGACCUUUAGGGGCUGGGUUUUCAAUGAGUGUACUUUUGGCGUGCUUGUCACGGAAACGGUGGACGAUAAAUCAGAUUUUUUUGCGUAUCUGGUUGUCAAUAGAGAAAAAAAUACAUCGCUGUCUCUGGGACGAGAUAUCUGAACUCUGAGUCCAAGGUCUGUGAAGUCCAAAGACUACCGCGGCCGGUGGGAUGAGCAGUUCGUAUUGCGAAGGAAGUAUAGUUGUUUGGCGUGGAUAAACCGUGAGAGCAUGGCUAGUAAGAGGGAACUGUUCGACUUCCAGAGGCUGCGUGAUGAAUUCAGAGCGGCAAAGACGCCUGACAGCGAGAUCUUGCUGGAGGAGUAUGCCACUGCGUUUAUGGAUAUCGCAGGGUUCUUCGAUCUACUGGGAACUGUUUUCGGCUUCGUGGCCACAGAAAUCCGCGAGAAGGUUAAGAUCCUCCGGGCGCAUCGAGCCGAGAGCCCCGAACACUACGCCAGCCUGCAGUCCAUGGCAGCCCACGAGAUCGCCGCAGGCAUUACCCGGGUAAAGCCAACCAAGUCCGGCCCAGUCUCGGGGUGCCGCACGGUGCUCGGUCUGCACCGCACGCUGGAAUUCGUCACGCGGUUCCUGUACCGCGUCAAAGACAUGCCGGACGAGGGUCACACCAGCACGGCGGCCGGCGAGGAGUACAAGGCGACCCUGGCUCGAUACGACUCGUGGCUUGCGCAGAAGGUGGCCCUCUUAGCCAUCAAGACGCUACCUACCAGGAAGGUUUUCAUCGAGCGCAACGUCAAACAGUCCAAGGAUGAAGUGGAGGCCAUAGCCGACUCGGCCCUCGGGCUUAUGGCGGAGGUUGUGGACAUCACGCAAAAGUUGUUGGAGGAAAACAAUCUACUCGAUCUCCUGUAGGCCUAACUCAUCUCCAGCUAUCCGUGCAACGGCACGCGAAGCUGUAUUCCAUUGCUCCUAAGGGAAAAUUUAAAAAAAGUUGUUUCUUGUGAAGCGCAUCGAUACUUUGGUGUGCUGCGCUAUAUAAAAACUGCGUUAUUAUUAAACUAGUACUUGUACUCGGUUGGCAAAGUACUCGGACUUUUAUGUACCCAGAAAUCUAAGUAUUCGGCAGUACUCCACGGUACUUGGGAAAAAAGGACUCGACCUCAACACAUUUAUAUAGAUUGCAAGGAUGUAACAGUUCAUUGAUGCUAUGCAGUACAGUUGAUCGAAUGGUUCCGCCAACAGAAAUAGUCGAGGAUUCCUGACGCCUCGAAAACUUACGUUCAUGGAAAUGUUUUCAUCCGGAAAUAUCUGGAAAUUAUCCAGCAACAUGAUAUUUAACAAUUUUAGGCAGUCAUUAAUUGAAAGACGAAUGCUGGCGAGCUAUUUUGGUGGUCAGCAGUUUGCCCGGUUCCGCAAACAUUUGCCAGUUCUGCAAACCACGCCAUUUGUACAAUGGGUCUUGUUUUUUCCGACACUGAUGCACACUGAAAGUGCGCGUUGUAACGUUAUCUAAAACUCGUUUGUGGAACUGGCAAAAAAUCUUACAGUUACUUUUGUAUUCAAUAACAUACUUUUGGAAAUGUACAGAACUCACAUUUUCAAGGAGAUGAAACAAAAUCACCGCGACGAUCGUUUAAAAGAGCGACAAACACAACAUCGCGCAGAACGCACACGCACUGCUGUUGUCAAACGCUAUUGGCGAAAAACGAUCGUCGCCGAUCUUCUUAAAUUUACAGCGGCGGUUGUUAGAAAAAUCGUUUUCUGCAACAUCUUCAAGCAAACUGAGACCGAGAAGUAUGAAUCCAUUCCCGGCAUUUUUUUUAUGAAAAUUGCGAAGCACAGUUCCCACAACAAAAGGGGCCUGUUGCUAGGAAAAUCGAGCCUUCUCUUGGUUACGCUUGGGGCCCAAUAACCACGAAGAGUGCCUACAGUUUCAGGAUACGACGAACGUUCCACUGCACAGUGACCAGUUCACCUCCACAGAAAGGCUACUGCCUACGUUAUGGUCUCCGAACUGGAACUUGCUCCGUUUGGGCGGUGUCAGUUGUCGCUCGAACUUGCCUUAUGACAACAAAAAUGUCAAUGCAUUUCAAGUAUAUCGUGUUCGGAUAGCUUUCUCUGAGCCCGAGAUUCCUCUUAAUCUUAUAUACGCGCGUGAUUCUAUGUAAUGAAGGCGGGGAUUGUGAACCUUAAGAACGUGCGCGGAUGGUAUUCAGAAUAUUGAUAGAAAAUUCCCAAAACUAGAAUUCCUUGAGAAUUCCGAGGGAAACUGUACAAAGACGUGACCCACUAUGAACACGUUUGCCCGCGGUCA
Molecule: messenger RNA, 2366 nt
Organism: Acanthaster planci (crown-of-thorns starfish)
Lineage: Eukaryota; Metazoa; Echinodermata; Asteroidea; Valvatida; Acanthasteridae
Product: ceramide-1-phosphate transfer protein-like
Biological process (GO): ceramide transport; intermembrane lipid transfer
Cellular component (GO): cytoplasm; membrane; cytosol
Molecular function (GO): ceramide 1-phosphate binding; ceramide 1-phosphate transfer activity
Source: RefSeq, a predicted model, not a curated record